UAUACGUGCAGUUUUGACUUCAGAUCAGCCAAACAGCAACUAACCACUUCCUUUUCUCAGCACCUCCUCCGCAACAACAUUUAAGGCAGGCAGUAAUGUUCCAGCUAGUCUUUCACUGUCUGAUGGUCAUAAUGUUCAGCCUGAAGCAAGCUGCUCUGCUCUUCAGUCAGCUGUUACAGACAACCUACGUAUUUGCAGCGACCGCUACAGCAGGCCACUACGAUGUGUUGGUGUCCAGAGGAGACUCAGUCCUGCUCACUUGCAAUAUAUCUAACAAAAAUGCAACACUGAUCAACUGGACCAAAGACAGAUGGGUUUUUAUGUACUCCUUCUCCAGUAAUCAAACUUUUUCAAAUUUCUCCUCUCACAGACUGAGAAUAGACACAAACAUUCCUUCUACACUCGGUAUUGAUAAUGCUCAGCAUGAUGAUGCAGGACUUUAUACUUGUCAUAUAACUCAGAAAAAAGGCCUUCACAACAUGUCAUGGAACGUAACAGUUCCUGAAAAUCAAAACGGAGCCAGUUCACCACAGUACAUUAUAUUCACACUACCAUCUGCCUUUGGAUUGUUUUUAUGUUGUUCAGCAUUAACUGUCUGCCUCUGCAGAAAAUAUGGCACCAGAAAAGAAAGACGGAAACCAGUCCAACACCAGACUCAGCUUCAAUUGGGAGGACAGGAAGUCCACGAUCAGCUGGAAGGUACAGGUCAGUGGAGGAGCAAAAAGCACAGAAGAGACUACAUGGAAAGACUGAAUUCUGUMUAUGGUCAAGUCUGAGCUCAGACCUCUUUAAUUUACUUGAAGAAAAAKACCCGGUUUGAAGGACAUUGCUAUUAUUAUUUAACCAAGGAGAUGUUUAACAUGUCAAUAAAAAAGUCACAAAUCAACAACA
Messenger RNA from Poecilia reticulata (guppy), 891 nucleotides. RefSeq lists its product as uncharacterized. Lineage: Eukaryota; Metazoa; Chordata; Actinopteri; Cyprinodontiformes; Poeciliidae. The record is from RefSeq and is a predicted model, not a curated record.